AUGGGGUACAUCGCUGUGUGCAUCCCCCUGCAUGCCAAGUCUUACUGCACCGUGGCCAGGGCUCGUAUUGCAGUUGUUGUCACCUGGAUCCUCAGUCUAGCCAUUUGCUCCCCGGUAACCUUACGCUCGACUUUCUCUGCAAAAAAUAUCCCUGGGCUGGAUAACGAGCGUAACAACUGUGAGCUGUCCUGGUCUGGCAACGCUGGGUCAGCAUUCGCCAUGUCCAUGCUCCUUGUGACUUUCGUUCUGCCCUUGGGAGCAAUGCUACCGGCUUACUUGAAGGUCAUGAAAGUCUUACUGCGCAGCUCCAAAUCUUCAGGUGCUCUCCAGGCAGGAAAUGGAUCGAAAAAAGGUGAAGGCGUGAAGGACAAUUCUACCCGUUCUCGAAUGCAGGUUGUGAAAAUGCUAGUGGUGAUGCUGAUCGUUUUCGUGUUAUGCUGGGGACCGCUAACCAUAUACGAGUAUCUGCUAGCCAAUAACACCAUCUCCGCCAUGCCGGCUUAUCAUCGCCUCCCCUGGUUCAUACUCUCCUCUGUUGCCUUUGGAAACAGUUUCCUGAACCCGGUUAUCUACUUUACUCUGUCCAGGACAUACCGUGAAUUCAUGAUUUGGGCAAUGAGGCGACUGUUUUGCUGCUGUCCUUCCGUGAGGAAUGGUGGCGCGAAAUUGCGUAGAAACACCACGGUGUCCGAGGUCAGCUCUUCUGUAACGUACGCAAUCAGUGACGAAGUCCCAGCUACACCUGGAGGCGGAAAUCUCAAGAAGCAAGGCACUAGUGGACCUGACGGAGCCCAAUGA
This is a messenger RNA of Liolophura sinensis, 798 nucleotides long. RefSeq names its product QRFP-like peptide receptor. The record is from RefSeq and is a predicted model, not a curated record. Gene Ontology annotation, molecular function: G protein-coupled receptor activity. Gene Ontology annotation, biological process: G protein-coupled receptor signaling pathway. Bases 1 to 798 code for a protein of 265 amino acids. Gene Ontology annotation, cellular component: membrane. Lineage: Eukaryota; Metazoa; Mollusca; Polyplacophora; Chitonida; Chitonidae. The transcript is spliced from 6 exons.